Messenger RNA from Ipomoea triloba (trilobed morning glory), 557 nucleotides. RefSeq names its product protein BRICK 1. The record is from RefSeq and is a predicted model, not a curated record. The transcript is spliced from 2 exons. Gene Ontology annotation, cellular component: SCAR complex. NCBI's taxonomy places the organism in Eukaryota, Viridiplantae, Streptophyta, Magnoliopsida, Solanales, Convolvulaceae. Gene Ontology annotation, biological process: actin filament organization; cell motility; regulation of actin polymerization or depolymerization. The coding region runs from base 67 to 324 and encodes 85 amino acids. Gene Ontology annotation, molecular function: protein-containing complex binding.
CAAAACCUACCAAAAUCUAGUAGCUGUCUCGUGAAGGAGGGGAGAGAGGACUGAGGAGCGGCAAAAAUGGCGAGAGCCGGUGGGAUAACGAACGCCGUAAACGUGGGGAUAGCGGUGCAGGCAGACUGGGAGAACCGCGAAUUCAUCUCUAACAUCUCCCUUAACGUCCGCCGCCUCUUUGACUUCCUCGUCCAAUUCGAGGCGACGACGAAGAGCAAACUGGCGUCGUUGAACGAGAAGCUCGAUACACUGGAGCGUAGAUUAGAACUGCUCGAAGUUCAAGUUAGCACGGCCACGGCUAAUCCUGCUCUGUUUAAUACUUGAUUGAUGAUCGGUGACAUUCUCAUUUCUCACUAGAUUUCUGCUACUUUUUAUCAGUUACCUGUAAGCUACGGGCCACUUCAUUUUCGUACUGUAUGUAACUAUAGUUCUGUGAUCAUACCUGUUGAGCACGAGAUCUAGCUGUUGUCAAUAUUGCAAUUCAUUGAAAUAAAAUUAAUUGUAUCUCUUGGAGGUUUGGACCAUGGGUUCUUUUGGCAUUCAGCAUUUACUGAAAU